Molecule: messenger RNA, 1036 nt
Organism: Exophiala viscosa
Lineage: Eukaryota; Fungi; Ascomycota; Eurotiomycetes; Chaetothyriales; Herpotrichiellaceae
Exons: 1
Coding region: 281-883 (200 amino acids)
Source: RefSeq, a predicted model, not a curated record
CAGGUGCAGAGAGAUAUUGAACCUUGUUGUCAACUCGGAGUCCUUCGCACACAAUGAUAUAGCUUUAGCUCUUGACGGGCAGGAGGUCAUCAGCUCUAUCGUAUAGUCCUACUGAUUUGCUGUCAAGGUAGCCCCCGUCGCGAAUCUACUAGACUUCGAAAGGUUACUGACGAUGCGUGCCUUGACUUCUAGCCAACAGGUGUACACCGUAACGAUGAUGACCUUCCCUCCUGCCAAAGGCUAGCACUAUAUCGUUGGGUGCGAAGGACUCCGAGACGACAUGAAGGGUAGGUUUCCAUUUGAACGUGAAGAGGAGCAACAGCGGUCAAGACAGUGCCCUGCCGAGGUACUUCUGGAAACAGGCUUGUCGAUUCAAGUAGAGCAAGACUCAUUCCUUGCGAUCGAGAUGUUUGAGUUGUGUCGACAUGUGACAAAAGGAUGUCUUUUCCAGGAGGGGAGGGGGGCAUUCUCUCGUCCAACCACAAUGAUUCCAUUCACGUCCGGUGUCCGUGGAGUGUCUCUAUUUCUACUCGUCCUCGCUUCGAUGGACUUGCAAUCAUAUGCGGGGUUACAGAACUAUCACUGUGGACGACCUACGAGUACGAGGAGGGAAGAUGCCGUUUCCCACCUCGCAGAGUUCUGUCACCUUACAGGCAUGCACUUCAUCGUCGUUGUAUUGGAUUGGUACAUGUUCACAGACACACAUUCUGGCGAAUACGAUGUGAGCCAUGGAGGAAGUGACAAACAAGCGGCACGCGACCUUUUGAUUGUGGUCAAUCUUAGGCGAGGGCUCGCGCCACUCGCAGUUGCACCCAGUCAGCAUCACCUCAUCAUGCCACUACGCAUGCCUGGUUCCCUUCCCAGUCAAUGUGAACCCUACUGAGGUAGGCAAAGCCUUCCCCAAAGCCCUAAUCCCCUGCAUACUGCUGCGAGCUGAUGCACAAGACGGUGUUUUGUUCAGAGUAACGUUAGUAACAUGUCAAAGUCAUUUGACAAUAUAUAUCCGCCGUUCCAGCCCCUCAAACCCCCUCACACU